CACGUGUUUGUACAAAUAUAGAGAGGAGACAGGGACACUAUCGCCACAUCCAAGCAGUAUAUGUGUUGGCACUGGUAUUUCAAGAGGAAGUUCUUUCUACAGGGUUACACACAGAUUUUACAAGAUGUUUUUAAAGCUUUAUUGAUAUAAUUCUAGUAGUGACAGCAGGAGGAUGUGUCGGAAUGUAUAGGACAAAAACAAGAUAAGAAAUACUGAGGAACAGCUUUAUUGAUAGAGUAAGCAUCGUAAAAGUCUUUAAGUGACAUAACCAAAGCUAACACAAUGAAGCCUAAGGACAUCAUGAAGGAAAAGAGCAGCCUGUGGAUAUUUGGAUAUGGCUCCUUGGUUUGGAAACCUGACUUUGCAUACAAGAGAAGCAUAAUCGGCUACAUCAACGGAUACAAAAGGCGCUUCUGGCAUGGAGAUGAUUUUUACCGAGGGGACAAGGAAAAGCUUGGCAGAGUGGUAACACUUGUGGAGGAUCAGGAGGCUUGCACAUGGGGAGUGGCCUAUGAAGUGACUGACUCCCAGAUAGAACAGUCUCUCCAGUACCUGAACAUGAGGGAGGUUGUGCUGGGGGGUUAUAUAACACAGAUGGUUGAGUUCAUCCCUAAAGAGAAACAUCACGCUCCUCUACUGUCCCUCGUCUACAUCGCUACUUCUGACAACCCCAUCUACCUUGGCCCGGCCUCUGACAUGGAGAUUGCCGCCCAAAUCGCCAUCAGCCGGGGUAACACGGGCAACAACAUCGAAUACCUGGUCCGCCUGGCCGAGUUCAUGAGGCUAUACUGUCCUGGGGUGGAGGAUGAGCACCUGUUCUCCAUCGAGGCCGCUGUUCUGAACAUUUUUGAUGACUGUGGGGGGAUCAAACCCCCAGAACACAUGACACUGCUGCUGGGAGCCUCAUGAAAUACAGCCACUCUAUAAAAUAAUCAUGCUCUUCUUCAGGGGAAAUGGUAGUCCUGCAAUCAAUCUUUAAGGGUCUUUGGUGCUUGGAAAAGGAAAUCCCAUUUUUAUAUUGUAAAAAAAACAGGGGCAGUGUACAAUGUUUUUGAUCUACAACAUAUCUUCUACCUUUGACCUUAACUCUUGUGACAUUUGCAGCAGAGAACUCAGUGCAUGCUUUCCUUUAACUGCACACAGACUCCAGAAGCAGGUGAAGCUUUUAAAAACGCACACUCAGAGAUGUUUUCUCCUCUUAAUUCUUAAUGUCUUACUCCUUUGUUGUAAAAGGGUCUCAGAAGCACUUAUGUACAUUUUUUAAAAUGUGUUUUAAUAAAAACACUCAAAUCUGAA
This is a messenger RNA of Notolabrus celidotus (New Zealand spotty), 1296 nucleotides long. RefSeq names its product glutathione-specific gamma-glutamylcyclotransferase 1-like. Lineage: Eukaryota; Metazoa; Chordata; Actinopteri; Labriformes; Labridae. The transcript has 3 exons. Gene Ontology annotation, biological process: glutathione catabolic process. Gene Ontology annotation, cellular component: cytoplasm. The coding region runs from base 283 to 909 and encodes 208 amino acids. The record is from RefSeq and is a predicted model, not a curated record. Gene Ontology annotation, molecular function: gamma-glutamylcyclotransferase activity; glutathione specific gamma-glutamylcyclotransferase activity.